This is a messenger RNA of Neurospora crassa OR74A, 3214 nucleotides long. RefSeq names its product VIB-1 (gene vib-1). The coding region runs from base 452 to 2497 and encodes 681 amino acids. Gene Ontology annotation, cellular component: nuclear chromosome. The transcript is spliced from 3 exons. The record is from RefSeq and is a predicted model, not a curated record. Gene Ontology annotation, molecular function: DNA-binding transcription factor activity; DNA binding. Lineage: Eukaryota; Fungi; Ascomycota; Sordariomycetes; Sordariales; Sordariaceae. Gene Ontology annotation, biological process: meiotic cell cycle; positive regulation of transcription by RNA polymerase II.
CGUUUCUGCAAGUGCGAGAGUGAGAAACAAUCCCCUACCAUCCCACCCUCGUGAAAGCCGCUAACUUCGACUUGGUCUUGUUCCGUACCCCCUGUAGCUCCCGGGACAGUGCCGAAGUUAACCCUCCUCUCACAACCGUCCUCUCGACCAUUGGUGGCACUAUUGGCUUGAUACAAGUACAUACAUAUGUACACCACCGCGCUCUUCUACGACUACACUCUUUCGUUAUCCGAUCCUCUUGUCGUUCCUUCUUAUUCCUAAAUCAACCAAGACGGCGUCUCUUUCGAUCUCUUCUCCAAACAUCUUCUUUGGUGCUCUAUUCUUUCGCCCCACUACGCACGAGGAGGAGUAAAGACUACUAGACAAAACUAUCCUCCAACCUAAGCGACUCGAAGGGUUUUUUUCUGUGAAGGAAACCUUCGGGCAAUCUUUGGAGGAGUGACAGCUGCCCAUGUCAGCGACAGCAACAUACACGGUCAGUAUGGCAGAGUUGAGAGCUGAGACUCAGCACGGAGGCAUCUGGCCCAACUACGGGAAUCCGGUGCAGAUGAAUACUGGUCGGUACAACACUCAAGAGUCUUCGGUACCAGUAGGAUCGGCGGCUUCUUCACAUCUUGUACGCCCUCGCAGUCGUCAGCACACGAUGGACUAUCACAACGCACCAUACCAUCAUGGACGGCCUGCCCAGGAGGAUGGCGAUGGCUACGAGAGAUAUCCACACCCUUCGUUGAUGAACAUCCCCAGCAUCACCACCGGCAUGAAGCGCAGCUACUCCCAGGUCGACCAAACUCCCUAUACGGAAAUGGUCCAAGAUCUCCGCGACGACUACAAGCCGGCCAUGAAUCACGACCAGAAGCUACUCUCAUUCAAGAAGGUUGGCGACAAACAUACCAUCGUCGACCACAAAGGGCGGAUUCACGAAAUCGAAAUCGAAGCUCAACUUCACGGCAUGUUCUUUCUGUCGGAGUUUCCCUCGCCUGGCGACGGCAAUGUCUUGAACGCCGAGUUGACUUGCUACCGCCGCAACCUGUUUCAAAUCAGCGGCAAUAUCUGCUUUCCUCAAAUACCGUUGUCUGUCAUGCUAGAAACGGGCGAGACCAGCCAGAUCAAGAACAUGGAAGUUACUAUAUCGGCAAUCGAAUCUGUCGACGGCCACCCUGUGCGCCUAAUCGUCAUUCCCUGGAAGACGCCCCCACCCAACUCACCAGAAGUCAACCAAGCUCCCGAUCAAGAACCUCCAUCACUUCCUCUGAUUCCCUGGUCCGAAGAGGAGGAAGACAAUGGCGGAGAUCACUACGCUAUCUAUCCAAUUGGGUGGCGUCGACUUCAAUUUAGGAUCGCAACGGCCAACAACGGUAGACGGAAGGAAUUACAGCAACACUUCGUCCUACACUUGAAGCUCCAUGGAACCCUAGCGAAUGGUACGAAACUUGUGCUUUCGGAGCUUACCACUGCGCCGAUUGUUGUCCGAGGAAGAAGCCCGCGGAAUUUCCAAGCGAGAAAGGAGAUCCCGCUGUUGGGAUCUAGCGCUGGUUCAAGAGGACAGACACUCGUGGAAACCGGUCACUCAAUUGUUGCGCAAGCUGUCGCGCUUAACAAGCCUCCCUAUGAUUCGAGACCCCGUGUCUCGAGCAUGGAUUUGCCCAGAACAGCGUUCACGUUCACGUCUGCGAAGCAGAUGCCCCAGAGUCCUAUGCAAAUGCGUUCGAACAGUUCUUACCCCACAAGUUGGAACCCAUCUAGUCAGGUGUCGAUGCCACACAACCCAGGAUCGACUUCUUACCCGACAACAUCGAUGGCCGGCCCCGAGCCCUAUCCUAAAAUGCCCCUUUCUGGAGCGCCCAGCUACACGGCCGAGCCCCAAGAGAUGCCUAUCCAGCAGACCUCCAUGCCUUCUAUGCAACUCUCUAUGGUAGCCCAAGACCAACAACCGUCGGCCCCCAUCCGAACACAAUACGCAACUUACGCAUCGGCACCUCCGCCGCAUCUUUCGUUGCCGAGCACAGCGGACAGCUCGCUUAACGUGCCGCGCUAUGUGGACAGCAAUCCCCGUCCUUCAAAGAGCCCUCGCCACGGUAGCCAUGGCUCACUCACGAACGAGACGGCCUCGGGCGAGUAUCGCUAUGGCCCCCCUUCGUACCUUGGCAACAGCUCAAGUGAUAUAAGUCCCCAAUCGCAACAUCAUCCGCCUACGUCAGGUGCAGGAGCAGGCGGGGCGUCGUCGGGCGCUUACGGAACACCAUCUCAAGAAGGAGGUGCCUCUGCCCCAGCGUCUGCGCCUACGAGUGCGGCUCCGCCGCGUGAUUACUUCCCCCCAUCUCAGUCCUGGACCAGCACUGCCGGUGAGGGGCAGACUUCAUCGUACACGAACGGAGGUGACAGGUCCUAUUCCUUUCCUACAGGUGUGAAAACGGAGCCGCACUCGCAGCCUUCGCACUCGGGUGCACCAGUGCCAGGCGUGUAUGGCAACAACCACUAUGCAUGGAACGCCACGUAAAAGGAGGAGAACGAAGUUUGGAUCCACGACUGAAAUACCAGGCUCCAGUUGCUUUUAGGCUGAUGAUAACGAGGAGAUGAAGGCGUCUUAAAUGGUAAUUGUUGCUUGAAAAUCAAGCCUGAAAAAGGGGGGUGCGGUCAAACAAUGGUGGAUAUUGGUGUCUCAAUCCCAUUCAUGAUGGGCUAAUCGACGACACUAUGGAUGGUUUGCAGCUCGGCAUUUUUACAUGCCGGUGACCGGCCUGGAAACAGCGCAUUACCUGUUUGGCGGGGUGCGCCUGACGUCAAAAGAGAAGUCGAGGAAGCUUGUGGAUUAGAAAAGAAGUCGGCAUGUGUUCUGGAUGGCGGCGGCAGUUUGAUUUUUUGUUGAUCCAAAAUACCUUUCUCUUUGCGGUUCUAUGUUUCUCAACCAAGAGCUCUGUUUUUCUAUAUCCGUACAUACACAUCUACGUCCAUGUACAAAUUUCAUGUGCUUCUGUUGCGGGCGGUGCUUUGGCUUCACCACUGCAUGAUAUACAAUCUGGAGGGAUUUCAUCUGUCAUUGUCUUCGGUUCUUCUUGCGCAUUUUCAACGUCCAAUCGAUACCACUCCAAAUACCACAAUGAGUAAUACCUCCCGAGAUGAUCUGCCUGUGUUUGCAUGAUCAAUAUGGAAGAUAUAUGCGCGUAAUAAACCCAAAAAUACACUGACGGCGCCUUUCCUGAGUGCUAUAAGCCCC